Molecule: messenger RNA, 1305 nt
Organism: Emiliania huxleyi CCMP1516
Lineage: Eukaryota; Haptophyta; Isochrysidales; Noelaerhabdaceae
Exons: 1
Coding region: 1-1305 (434 amino acids)
Source: RefSeq, a predicted model, not a curated record
AUGUCGCUAAACCUCGACGCGGUGCAGGAUGCCAUGGAAGAUCUUGCGAAAUCAUCGCUCGGGGCUGGCAUCACAGAGGCAAAGCAAAUCGUGAGUGGAGAUGUGGCCGAACGGUUCUGGGAGAUAGCUGGACAACCGACAUUGGAAGAGCAACUCCACAUGAGCUGGGAGGAGCAAGCUGCCAUCCGGAGGGAGAAGUCGAAGCAAAUUGCCGCACGCUAUGGUGAGUCGAAUUACAGCCGAAACCUGUCGAAGCACGAACAGCAGGUGCAGCAGUCCCUCGAGACCGGCAAGAUCCCUGGGCGCGGAGAGCGGGUCGUUGGCAUGGUGUGCGGCGACGAACCCCCGCACGAGAGGGCGCGCAUGUGGGUGGAUCUACUUCUGGAGCCAAGCGGCAGAGCGGUCUUGGGGCAGCAGGCUGCGUGGAUGACGCAGACGCUGAUCGGUUACGACGCGCUCAUGAAGGGCUCGAACGCAGAUGCGCUCGAAGGCAUGUGCUGCUUUCUCGGCUUGGCCGGCAUGGCGUUCAACGGUGACGUUGAUGAGCUCGUUCAAGUCGUCGCGGCUCUGGGUGAACGCGCAGACCGCACAGCGGCGUCGCUCUGCCAGUGGCUCGCGCACCUACCAGUCGGUCAGGAUUUCAUGUACGGCGGCAACUGGAAAGCACCGGAGAAGUCGAACGAGCAGCUGAAGAUGAGUCCGCUUCUGACGACGCCAUCAUUCGUGAAGGUGCUCGACGCGCUCGUACGGCUACUGCGACUGAUGGCUGACCCGCAAACGGAGGCGCUUCACGGGCAGGGAUCACGGUUCAUUUCUGCCUGUCUCAGGUCGCGCCACCUGCCAGCUGCCAUGCGACGGCUGGUGCAGGUGAUCGGGAGGCACGAUCAGGAGGGCUUCGAGCCCAUCGCGCCCAUCGCCAUAAAGAUCCUCGUCAACCUCUGCGAGCUGUCCCCUCUCUUCGUGCAAGGGCUGCGCGAGCACCCGCGAGUUGCCGCGCUCCUGCAUGCCGUCGCUCGCGUGGGCCCAGAGGAAGCGGGGGCCACUUUGCUGCAGCGGGAGCACGUCCACCUGUGCCGUUUGCGCAGCCUCUGCGUGCACGUGAUUGCGGACAAGGAGCAGGCGCCCCCCAAAGCCAUGCGUGGUAAGGAGGUGACGGAAUGCGACCGCUGCGGCGCAUGGUGCGAGAAGCAGCAGCGGUGUGGCGGCUGCAAGGCGGUGUCCUAUUGCGACCUCGUGUGCCAGAAGGCGGCGUGGAAGCAGCACAAGAAGAUGUGCCGAGCUUCACAGGCAGCGAAGUCCAAGUGA